GCACUCAGUCACCAAGAGGUCAGGCCUCACUGACAGCACUUGCAGUUGGCUAGGACUCGAGGCGUGUGGCUCCGAAAACGUCCUCUCACAAAAAGGGCGUCGGUGUAUACAUACCGGUAAAGCUCCAGAUACCAGAGGUUUCACAAUCUCUUUCCAGUAAAAAUCUGGAUCAUUCUUCAUAACUGGGUUAUGGAAGUGAAGGUUUUAUAUUAAUAGAGGGUUGACAAGAAACUCCGAUUCGUUUUUACACAAAGGAUAAAAUUCAAAGUGCCCCAAGCAAUGGAAGAAAGGUCAUCAAAGAAAUAUUCACUUGCAACUCGCAUGUUUCUGUAGAAACACGUACAAAGAAAGCAUUCAUUGGCUGCUCACCUAUUUAUUCAGUUCAGUGUUUUUCAACUUCAUAGUGACACGAAAAUAAUAACAUUCACUGGCAACUCGUUUAUUUCUGCUUCGCGGCACUAAAAGCAGUUCGGUUUGGUGAAAUAAAGGAAAAAUAAUAUAAACAUCUUUAACACCGAAGAUGAACUCUCAAAACGUCGUCGCUGGAUUAUUCAUCUUUUUCCUCGGUGAAGUUAUUGGUCAGACAGACAGUACCAGGCGAGGAAGAUGUGAGGAGAAAGCAGCUCUCCAGGCGGAGAUAAGAAAUUUUCAGGAAUCUCAAGAGGUGCUGCGAGGCGAGGUGGCCAAUCUGAGAGAGGCCCUAGACUCUGUCAGCUCCCUCGUGGCUUACUCCUUGCCUGAGGACUGCAGCGCAGCUAAAGCGAGAGGGAGCUGGACCUCUACAACCAUGAUUAAACCACCUGGUUUACCGCCAAGGUUGGUGAGAUGCGAACAGCGCGAGCAGGGGGGAGGGUGGACAGUCAUCCUGGCCAGAAGGCCAACGAACAACCCCGUCAACUUCAACACCACUUGGCAGAAUUACAAGGACGGCUUUGGAGACAUCAGUGAAGAGUUUUGGAUAGGGAACGAGGUCCUGCACAAGCUCACGAGAGAGAUUCCCCAUCAGCUUCGAGUAGUUAUCACCGACUGGAGUGACACCAAGGAGAAGACUGCCACGUGGAAUAUGUUUGUGGUAGGCAGUGAAGAUAACCGCUAUAAACUAGGCAUCGAUGGGUACUCGCCCCACAACAGCACAGCCAGCGAUGAACUGCAGAUCCACAACGGGAGUUCAUUCUCCACUCACGACUACGAUAAUGAUAUCGAUACAGAGCACUGCGCCAGGCAGCAUGGAGGUGGCUGGUGGUACUUCCAGUGUUACACGGCCAAUCCGACCGGCAAGAUCCUGAUGCCCUUCCAGGCGGGUGACCAUGGCAUGAUCUGGGGCGUCCAUCCCAAGAAGUUGACGCUGAGGAGCCUCACCAUGAUGAUUCGGCCAGUCAGUCCUGCUCCCUAUCAUCAUUAAUGUGGUGGUUAGGCGUCGGGAAUGAGGACGGUCUCCAUUCCACUUGGAACGCUAAGUGUAGGACUCAUUACCUCUAUGAUAGUACCUCUCCAGCUGGUUACAAAAUUAGGGCAUGCAAUGUUCGAUUUUCAAAUAAAGAGCAAUUAUUUAUAUAACGUAAGGAAAAGUAAUAUAUAUAUAUAUAUAUAUAUAUAUAUAUAUAUAUAUAUAUAUAUCUUAACUGGUAACUGGGAUGAUGUUAGUCAAAUAGUUGUGACUGUAAGUCUGUUUCCUGAGUAUACUGACAGAGUGAAACCAAAUAAAAAACAUGUAAUCAGCAUGAUUUUAUUUUCUUAUUAUCUGAAUAUGUUUAGAUAUAAAAUAAAGCCUUUG
Macrobrachium nipponense is the source of this 1774-nucleotide messenger RNA. RefSeq names its product angiopoietin-related protein 7-like. Lineage: Eukaryota; Metazoa; Arthropoda; Malacostraca; Decapoda; Palaemonidae. The coding region runs from base 521 to 1402 and encodes 293 amino acids. The record is from RefSeq and is a predicted model, not a curated record. The transcript has 8 exons.